CAGCUAGCAGCAGGCGAGAGCUGUACGGACGGAUGGACGGUACAGAGGCGGUGGAGUAGUGGGAGAUUUUCGAAGUGGGGUGCAGGCAUCAGAGCGAUUCCUCGUGCGCGCGGGUGAUUAUCGGCCGACGUCGUUCGACUCUCGUGCAGGCCGCGUGACUCCGGUGUAACUCCAAACGUCUCGGCUGAUUUUUUGAAUUAAAAACUGUGACAAUUGUCCCGCCGUCCAGUGGGAAUUUUAAUUUCCCCAAAUUUUGAAAAAUAAGGGGUGAAAAUUGUAUUGAAAGGGGGUAGAUUUUUCACAAUACAUUCAGCAUUCAUUCGUUUAUCUUAACAUUCGGGAUUUUUUUUUUUUUUUCGUGGGAAUGAUAUUGUAAUUGUUGGGGGAAAAAAGUGCGUCCCACCUGAGUGUGAGAGACGAAAUUGGAGUAAGUUAAAAAUACGCGAGUGUGCUCAGUCACACACUUGGACACCUUAACGAACGGGGGGGUAUAGGAGAGGCCGAUAGUGGAUAAAAUCAAGGCAAAAAUGAACAGCGUAAUAUGUUGGAUAGCUAGAAAUACCGAUUGUCUAUCCAUGGGAUACUACGGUGGCCUUGAUCCGAGGUGUGAGAAUUUAGUUGACAUGUAAAUCAAGACAAGUGCAUUGAUAAAUACCGUUGAAAUAAUUCAACUUCGUCUGGAAGCCAGCGAAGCAAACGAUAAGGGAAAAGUAAUUUUUUUUUUCUACUCCCCAUUAAUGCGAAGAGACUUGAAAAAUUGUAAUCGACGAUGAACAAUUGUCUCUCACGUGUCUGAGAUAAAGGAGUGUGCAGCAGUGAGUGGAACAGGAGUUUUAAUUAUUGAUAAGGUUUUAUUGCGGAAAUUGAACCAUUUUCGGCUGAUGAAAUGUGAAGUGCAGUUGAUGGACUGGUGGAGGCUUGUGUUAUCGUUGGUUAGCGUUAAUCGAGACAACGAGAGAAGGCGCAAGGCGCCUGAAAUGACGGGCACGCGACGGGGUACUGCAUCGCCCCGGUACAAGACCAUCCUCUUGACACCAAUCAUCGUACUACUUCUACAGGCACACAGUGUUACAGGGGGUAUUUGCUGGUCAUCGAUAAGCAACGGCAAGUGCAAAGAGCUGAUGAACCAGGGUGUCACGAGGCAGGAGUGUUGCGCAUCAAACGCAGCAGCUGCAACUGCCUACUCCGACGAGGAUCUCGAUAGUGGGAGUUUGUUCUUCUGGAGGGUGCUCGGGGGUGGUGUUCAGUGUCGGCCGUGUCGAGAGAGCUGUGCAGAGGUACGCUGCGAGGAGGGAAAGAAGUGUGUUGUCAGACGGGGAAGACCGAGGUGCGUCUGCAGUCCCGAGUGCAAAUCACCACGUGGAGGAAGUGGACCAGUCUGCGGUACCGACGGCAGGAGCUACCGUAGCCUCUGCAGGCUCAAAAAACACGCAUGCAAAAAGGGAAGUCACGAGCUCACUGUUGCAUACAACGGUUACUGUCAAAGUUCGUGCGAGCGUGUACGCUGUGGCCAGGGUCGAAGCUGCCUGUUGGAUCAGAAUCUGAGUCCUCACUGCGUGAGGUGUGCUCGCAAGUGCCCCCAGGCACCUCACCAGGUCGCGAGCGCACGACCCGUCUGCGGAGCCGACGGAAACACCUACAAGAGCGCCUGCCACCUGCGCCUCGCCGCCUGCCGAGCUGGCCGGGCCAUUCCCGUCGCCUAUAAGGGCCACUGCAAACCAAACGCAGACUGCACAACAAUACGUUGUCGCGAGGGCCAAACCUGCCUGACAGAGAUGAACUCAGGACGUCCACGGUGUGUCACAUGUACCUACAGAUGUCCCCGGAAACGCGAGAGAAUCCGUGAACGCAAACGAGACAGACACCGCGAAAGAGACUGGGAUCGUGAUUCACCCAAUAAUUCACUGCUGUGCGCAACAAAUAACAUUACCUAUCCCAGUUGGUGUCACAUUGUCAAGGAUGCAUGCGUCACCGGUUUCGUCUUGGAGACACGACACGCUGGACCAUGUGAUUCUCAAGAUGCAUCCUUCUACGGAGAGGAGAAUAAUACAUCAGCCAGCUACGGUGUUGAUCUCGCCGAUGAGAUCAAGAUCAGUGGAAGAAGUACAUCUCGCAAACUCCAGAUGCAUCAUCACUCACACACGUAGCCUAGUUUAUCUCCUUGUGAAAUUUCUAGCGCAAAACCUGUGAAAAAUCGACGUCAGACACUCGCAACUCAGUGAAAAUUAACUGCUCACAAUUUGUCACACAAUUUUGAGGGUUGAGUCGAUAUUUUCCAGGCCCUUAGGCGGUUAAAACCAUAAAAACGUAGUUAGCGCGAUUUUUUGAGUCACGUUAUUUAUUUUUGAUUUGUGGUGGACUCAUGGCGGAUCGGCCAAUCAUUUCUAAGUCGACCAUUCGUGUAUUUGGUCGUUAGUAUUACACAAAGUAUUAAAAAUUUUCAAGAAUCUUGACUAGCACGGUGUCGAUAAAGGGCAUGAAUGUUAAUUUUAUUCGUUAUUGUCGGGGCUUUUAAAUAAUUAAUUGCGUUUUUUGUUUAUUAUUUUUUUUUCGAUCCUCCUCUUACCUUCAAUUAGCCGUGCGCCAGUAGUUGUACCAUCGUCGUACUUAAUUUAUUUUUAGGUGGUAAUACGAUUGAUGCAAGAUUCAAUGCAUCACGAUUUUUUUUUGAAAAUUAAUUUUUCAAUCUGUGAUUAGAGAAAAUUGCAAUUUAAAUCGUUAGUCUAAUCAUUUUUAUUUUAUAGACUCAUUAAAUGUGUUUAAAUUAUUGAAUUAAUUAUUGAAGUUGAUGUUUAAUGACUCAGAAUAAUUUUCUGAUUAUUUCUUUUUUCCGAGAAGAAAUUGUGAGGAAAUCUUGAUAAUAAAUUGAUUUUAUUUGUUUUGUACUGAAAUGUUUGCGAAGAAAUACUCUUUGUUCUUUGCUCAUUUUGCCCCGUUCAUUUUUACAGUACCUUUUUUACCCAGACUAAAACAUUUUUCAAUUAUCUCCAGCAACGUAAUGGAGGCAAAAUGGGCUUUGAAUCGUAGCUUUCAAUCGGUAAUUUUCCCGAGUAUGUAAAUUAUUUUACAAAUUUAAUUUAAUCACAGAAAGAAGAAUGUUUAUGAAACGAAACAUUAAGCCAAGGGUAUCUGUUUAGCCCAUUGAAUUAUACAUAUAAAUUAUGUUUAAUAAAAAUAACAUAGAACUGCCCAGUCCCUUGGCGCUGUCACAGUAAAUACUAAAAAUUGAAUAAAUAUAUAUAAAUAUUAUAUAUAGAAUUGAAACAAUGCUUACUGCAUGUCGCUUGCUUUGACUCGGAACGAGUGGGACGAAUAAGCAAAUUGUUUAUUAAUGUUUUUUUUUACAAUGAAUUUCGUCGCCAAAUGUUCAAAAGAAUUAGACCAAAUAUGUAGCUGUAAUGUAGAAUCGUUGGUCUAGGUUGAGAUUAUAUUCGAUUCAAUUCGAUGAAAAUUAUUAUUAGUGAUAGAAAUGAGGUGCGAGGGGGAUGAGGGGCUACUCACUCCCCAAAUCAUGACGCCAUUUGUGAAAUUUAUUUGAAAUUAUGUCUGUGUCAACCGACGUCGUUAAAUUUAUUGGAAAUCCUGAAAUUAAGUGACUAUGUCCUUGAAAUUAGUUGAAUUGUCAUCUACAGUAUUUAAGCAAUGAUAUUUGUUCUAUGAUCUAUGAUGUGUGAUCAAUAGACUUUUUCAUUCGGGAAAUCUAUAGUUAAAUGAGCAAUGAGGUAAGUUAACUUAUUUCCAGACUUGUUUGCUGAUGGAAACCUCAACAAUUACAGGACAUGAUGGAAUUUUCAUGUAAACUUUUUUGUGGGGAAAAAUAAGUUCUACAAAAGAGUUUUUGUAAAGAUUUUUUCAUUGCUUUCUAGAGCCACUAUUUACUUCGUACCUAGAACUCAAGAAUCUUCUGAAACAUAAUGAAAAAUUCUCAGAAAUAUUGAAUGUAAAUUUAAAAUCGCGGCGGCAUUCAGACUUGGAGUGAGAAACCCCUCAACGGGAGAUAAAUGAUCGUCACACGUGGACCACGUACAAGGUGCUACAAAAAUUAUAAAGCAAAUUUGAAUUUCAAAAAAAUCAGAAUUCUCAGAUUUAGACUUUGAAAAAAAAAAUCUGUCUGAAAUAUUAAAUUGUAACUCCAAUUUUAACGAAAUGACAGUAGAUUACAUGUAAUACCCAGUCUCUUAACAUAUCCUGUACCAGUUUUCCAAUCUUGAGUGUGUUAGUGUCUAUAAGCAUGAGUAGAUAUAUUCUGUACUUCGGAAAAAAAAAAUUUGAGAAUUACCAAUUGAGAGAGUUGGACUCUUGAAAUCUAUCUCCUCGGAUCGCCGUCGAAACUCAUCGCACAAAAACAAAUAAAGAAAAAUGCCUUCCAAAUUUUCUUAAUUUCUUAUUGGGUUUCUAUUGAAAUUUUUUUUUCCCAAAAUUUUUUCCGUAUUUUUUUAUUUAAAAAAUGACUAAGGGUUCUCGAAUCUCAGAGUAUUUCCUGCAAUUUUCUAUAAAACCAGAAAAGUCUAUUGAGCUCUCUAGACAUUUUUUUCCGAAAUUCCAUUGCAGCUUCACUCGUUCAAAAAGACUUCUCUAUGAAAUUUUUAUUAAUUUCAAUGUACUACGUCAAGUUUUGAAAUAAUUGUCAUGAAAUAAACAAAACUACCGUCAAUUACCUAGUUUUCGAAGACCUAGAACCUACUUUCGAUCAGACAUUUAAUGCGGUAAAACUUUAUAAUUAUUUUUAUUGGAAAGAUAAUUAUUUCCGGAAUUUGACCCCCUCUUCCUGAAUACUUUAGCAUAUUUUAUAUUCAAUUAUGAUAUUAAUGACACCACCCAGUCAAGCUGAAAACGUUCAUGUACUGGACCCCCUCCGACGACAAGAUUCUUGACGGUAUAGAUCUUCGAAUUAACCACCCUCUAAAAUCCAACAAUAAUAAUAAAUCGACGACUAAAAAGGCGUAAAGUUGAAUCAUUUAUUCAAUGUAAACGAAAGGGAAAUGAUUAUCUAAUAGAAUUAAAAUUGAGUAGAUACCUCUAUAGUUCCUGUACGAUAUGAGAUAGAAAUUUUAAUAUAAAUUAUUCUAGUAAUUAUUUAUGACUAUCAUAACAACUAGGACAUUGUGUUUACUCGAGAAACAAGAGAUUUCGGAUACGAAAAAGUAGGGGAAGAGAGAAUAAAAACUUGAAAAAGUGUACGUAAUACACGAAAAAUUACAAAAUCGGUAUACCAGAGUUUUACGUAAUACAUACUCAUUAUGUGACAAUAAAAAAAUGAAACAAGGCCAGAGGGCUCAUUGCAGUCAAGAUUGAUUAAGAUUUAAUUUAUACUGAAAAAUUCUCCAAUAACGAAAAUUACACGAAUAUGUUUUAUACUUAAGGAAUCGGUAUUACGAUCAUGGGGGACCUUGAGGGGGAUAUUAUAUGCAACGUCCAAUUACAAAUCAAGAAAUUGUCUGCAAUAUCUUCCCUCAAGACCAUCACGAAGGCAAGGCUGAUUAUUUAGAUAUAAAAUACGUCAGUACGAUCGACAACAGCUGACAUUAUAUGAAAAUAAUUGGACAAAUAAUUUGAUUGUCAUUUCCAUUGCUCAUUGACGAAAAAUUGAAUGAAAUUGUGAAUUUAUUAGGUACCUAUUGGUAGUUUAAUAACCCCGUGAACGAUAUAAAACGAAAAGAGGAUCACGUUUUAGGCAUUAACGCUUUAUCUAGUUGAUAAAAAUUAUCCGAAACUACAUUAAAGACUGUGGAACAUUCUAGGUGUAUAAAUGUUUAAAUAAAUUAUUAAUAAUGUCA
Molecule: messenger RNA, 5777 nt
Organism: Diachasmimorpha longicaudata
Lineage: Eukaryota; Metazoa; Arthropoda; Insecta; Hymenoptera; Braconidae
Product: follistatin-A
Exons: 6
Coding region: 882-2147 (421 amino acids)
Biological process (GO): multicellular organism development; regulation of BMP signaling pathway; cell differentiation
Molecular function (GO): activin binding; protein binding
Source: RefSeq, a predicted model, not a curated record